Messenger RNA from Linepithema humile (Argentine ant), 1444 nucleotides. RefSeq names its product malonyl-CoA-acyl carrier protein transacylase beg (gene beg). Gene Ontology annotation, molecular function: transferase activity. Lineage: Eukaryota; Metazoa; Arthropoda; Insecta; Hymenoptera; Formicidae. The record is from RefSeq and is a predicted model, not a curated record.
AUAAACAGCUACGACACGUGUGGUGAUCACACUGUGGUCACAAUUUAUAACCUCAAAAUUAGUAAUAAACAAACGCAAACUGAUAGUACAAAUAAAGCGUAGUUCAAAUUACAUAUUUUGAAUUAGCAUGUCAGCAUGUUUUCGUCGGUAGCGAUGCUUCGACGAACUCUAUCCAGUAAAACCGUUCCUUGCCUGUCUCGUUUGUUAACCUCAAGCCGGAUAACUCAAUUCUCCGAUUCCACUGUCACGAAAGAUGAGAAGGAUAAUCAAUCGAACUUAGACGAAUCGCAAAAUAAAUCUUUCACGAGCGACACUGGGAUUCCUUCCGGCGAGGAGAACGUUGCUCGUCUUGUAAAAGAAGCAGCAACAUACGACGAUGCCAAGGACACGAAUUGGGCGACGAGCCCUUAUCCAGUCGGCGUCCCAACUUCCGUCGAGGAAGAGAAAGCUGUGAAACCAAAGAUCAAUCCGUUAGAAACUAGUGUUGUGCUUUUUCCAGGACAAGGUACCAUCAAAGUCGGCGCAGUUAAAAAAUAUUUGCAAUUUCCUCAGGCCAGAGAAUUGUUCGAGAUAGCCAACGAGAUUCUGGACUAUGAUUUGUUGAAGCUAUGUUUGAAGGGUCCCGAGGAGAAGCUGAACUUGACAAGGUUCAACCAGCCUGCCACAGUGGUGACUUCAUUGGCUGCAUUGGAGAAGCUCCGCGAAGAAAGACCAAAAGUAUUUGAGACGUGUAAAGCAGCUGCAGGCUAUAGUGUAGGAGAACUGACUGCUUUAAUCUUCUCAGGAGUUUUAUCUUAUGAAGAUGGCAUUAGAUUAGUCUCUGUCAGAGGUGCGGCUAUGCAACACGCCUCUGAGAAAUUGCCUCAAGGAAUGCUAUCAGUUUACUGUACUCCGCAAGCUAGAAUAUCGGAAAUAUGCAAGAAUGCUCAGAAUUGGGCGCGAGAUAAUGGUAUAGAGCAGCCAGUUUGCGAGGUAGCAGUGUAUCUUUAUACUCAGUCAAAGAUACUGGCCGGAAAUAUUCAAGCUCUCGAGUACAUAGAAAAAAAUGCAGAUAAGUACGGACUUCGCAAGCUAACCAGAUUGCCUGUGUCAGGAGCAUUUCACACAAAACUGAUGGAACCCGCACUCAAAUCUUUUGGUAAAAUGCUUCACUCAUUGACACUGGAUGAACCAAGAUGUCAAGUCUACUCUAAUUACAAGGGGCAUGCUUAUCACAGUAAGACAUUAAUUAUGAAACACUUACCGAAACAAAUUGUGUCACCUGUGAGAUGGGAGCAGACUAUGCAGAUGCUAUACAACAGACCUGAGGGAACAGCCUUUCCGCGAACAUUUGAUGUAGGUUCAGGUGGAAGAAUGGCAACUAUCUUGAAGCAAAUCAACACAAAAGCGCACGAACAUUGUAUAACUGUGUAAUUUUUUUAAUAUAUUUUUUGACAAGACUAAA